This is a messenger RNA of Neogale vison (American mink), 2842 nucleotides long. It is a transcript of the gene SLC5A5, whose product is annotated as solute carrier family 5 member 5. The transcript has 14 exons. The record is from RefSeq and is a predicted model, not a curated record. Gene Ontology annotation, molecular function: sodium:iodide symporter activity. NCBI's taxonomy places the organism in Eukaryota, Metazoa, Chordata, Mammalia, Carnivora, Mustelidae. Gene Ontology annotation, cellular component: membrane. Gene Ontology annotation, biological process: sodium ion transport; iodide transmembrane transport; thyroid hormone generation. The coding region runs from base 1 to 2004 and encodes 667 amino acids.
AUGGCCGUCGUCGAGGCAGGAGCGCUGGCCACGUUCGGAGCCUGGGAUUACGCGGUCUUCGCCCUCAUGCUGCUGGUGUCCACGGGCAUCGGGCUGUGGGUCGGGCUGGCGCGGGGCGGGCAGCGCAGCGCUGAGGACUUUUUCACCGGGGGCCGGCGCCUGGCCGCUCUGCCCGUUGGCCUCUCGCUAGCCGCCAGCUUCAUGUCGGCGGUGCAGGUGCUGGGCGUGCCAGCCGAGGCCUACCGCUAUGGCUUCAAGUUCCUCUGGAUGUGCCUGGGACAGUUGCUCAACUCCCUGCUCACCGCCUUCCUCUUCAUGCCGGUCUUCUACCGCCUGGGUCUCACCAGCACCUACCAGUACCUGGAGCAGCGCUUCAGCCGCAGCGUGCGGCUCUGCGGGACCCUGCAGUACCUGGUAGCUACAAUGCUGUACACAGGCAUCGUGAUCUACGCCCCCGCGCUCAUCCUGAAUCAAGUGACCGGGUUGGACAUCUGGGCAUCGCUCCUGUCCACUGGAGUCAUCUGUACCUUCUAUACGACUGUGGGCGGCAUGAAGGCUGUGGUCUGGACUGAUGUGUUCCAGGUCGUGGUGAUGCUAACCGGCUUCUGGGUUGUCCUGGCCCGCGGGAUCAUGCUGGUGGGUGGGCCCAGGAGCGUACUUGAGAUUGCCCAGAACCACUCCCGGAUGAAUCUGAUGGACUUUGACCUGGACCCGCGGAGCCGCUACACAUUCUGGACUUUUAUAGUGGGUGGCACGUUGGUGUGGCUCUCAAUGUAUGGCGUGAACCAAGCACAGGUGCAACGCUAUGUGGCCUGUCGCACGGAGAAGCAGGCCAAGCUGGCCUUACUCAUCAACCAGCUGGGCCUGUUCCUGAUCGUGUUCAGCGCUGCUGGCUGUGGUAUCAUCAUGUUCACGAUCUAUGUAGACUGUGACCCUCUCCUUGCAGGGCGCAUCUCCGCCCCUGACCAGUACAUGCCCUUGCUGGUGCUGGACAUCUUCGAGGACCUGCCUGGAGUCCCUGGGCUCUUUCUGGCCUGUGCCUACAGUGGCACCCUCAGCACUGCCUCCACCAGCAUCAACGCCAUGGCCGCAGUCACCGUGGAGGACCUCAUCAAACCUCGGCUGCCGAGCCUCGCACCCCGGAAACUCGUGAUGAUCUCCAAGGGGCUCUGUGAGUUGGGGAACCUGAUGGGGGGGGCAGGGCGGCCUCUCCCCGCUGACCAUGCCGCCCCCCCAUCUGCCACAGCCCUCAUCUAUGGCUCAGCCUGUCUCACCGUAGCGGCCCUGUCCUCGCUGCUGGGGGGAGGUGUCCUCCAGGGCUCCUUCACCGUCAUGGGAGUCAUCAGUGGCCCCCUCCUUGGAGCCUUCAUUCUGGGGAUGUUUCUUCCUGCCUGCAACACACCGGGUGUCCUCUCCGGGCUGGCCACUGGCAUGGCGCUUUCACUGUGGGUGGCUGUGGGUGCCACUCUGUACCCGCCCAGCACCCAGUCCUUGGGAGUCCUGCCGUCAUCGGCUGACGGCUGUGUCAUGCCCUCGGCCAACGCCUCUGAAUUCUUGGGCCAGCUCCUUGCCACCAACACCUCCAGCAGGAACAGCAGCCCUGAAAUGGACCUUGAUCGACCCGCUUUAGCUGACAGCUUCUAUGCCAUUUCCUACCUUUACUAUGGUGCCCUCGGCACGCUGAGCACUGUGCUAUGUGGAGCCCUCGUCAGCUGCUUGACAGGCCCCACCAAGCGCAGUGCCUUGAGUCCUGGGCUGCUGUGGUGGGAUCUUGCACGGCAGACAGCAUCGGUGGCCCCCAAGGAAGAAGUGGCUACCUUGGAUGACAGCUUGGGGAAGAGUGUUGAGGAACUGCCCCCUGGAACUAAGAGGACUCCUGACUUCCCACCCACUGACGAGGACCAUCUGCUCUACCUGGGGCAGAAGGAGGUCAAUGGACCCGGCUCCUGGACUCCCAGCAGUACACAUGACCGUGGUCAGGACCUUCGGGAAACAGACCUCUGAGCCAGCAGGGGACUGGCUACCUGGGAUAUAACCUCAGGGUAGGCCCUCCCAGGCCACAGAAGAACGGCCUCUGGCUCCAAUUGGCUGGUCUGUGUCUUUAUGCAAAUGAGUUUGGGAUCCCUGCCCUAUGGAAAGAGGUGAAGCCCUACCUCUGGGAGGUCAUUUUAUCCAGCCCCCUUCCAGCCAGCCCCUAGUCUUAGAUGCUGCACCCUUGCCUGUUCCCCCAAAAUGAAGCCAGAUUUCUGUCUAUGUACAAUAGAAAGAUAUAGAAGUCCCCUCUGAACAACAUGGGAAAACUCCAGGCCCAGCAUUAGAGUCUGAGAAAGUCUCCAGUGCUUCUCUAGAAUGUUAGCAAGGAUCUUGGAGGUCCUCAGGCACCAAUCCCUGCACCCCAUCUCACAGUUGGGGAAACUGAGGCCUGGAAAGGGGCAACAACUUGACCAAGGCCACAGAGCACACCAGAGAUUCACUGAGAAUUGGGACACCAGCAUUUCUGCCCUUACCGCCUCCCUCUUUUCCUCCCUUUGGAGGGUCAGACAUCACAUGGCCCCUGACCUUGGGAGCAAGAAGGGAAGAUAAAGGAGAAAUAACAUUCUUGAUCUUAUCCUGGAGACACUAUGUAUCUUAUCUGCCUGAGGUUACAGCAAGUCAGGUUGGGGCAGGGACAGACCUGGGAGCUACAUGAUGUUGAAGGUCUAUUGCCAGCAUGUCACCAGCAAUAGACAGGGUCUGUGGACAGGGUCAGACAGGUGGGCAAAGCCAUGUCCUGGGGACGCGCUUGACUUUGGAUGCAGAGAUUUAAUCCAUGCACUUCAAAUAAAUGGACUUUGAUGCUUAA